CACCCUUUAGGACCAAUGUACCCAAUAGCUCAUGGAAGAAAAAAAUCAAAUCAGGACAUCCUUGGUUUCCAGGCUACCGAAAUAUGGAACGAAAACUUUAGGAAGUGUCUUGCAACCAAUGCCAAAUGGGACGGCUGUUAGUUUAGCGGGAAAUAAUGGUGGCAAAAACUUCAACAAGCACAAUGGCACUGUCCCCAUGUCUUCCUUUUCUUUCAACUGGAAAAAAUCAAAUAAAUAUCAACUUAAUGAUCAAAAUGGGAGAGACACCAACUCUAAACAUAACUGUAAUGAAAAAUUAAUUGAUUCUGAGAAGUAUUCUCAAUCUCAAGGAGCAUUGGGUAAUGAUGUGCUCAGGGUGGGUUUGAACAGUACUGUUUCAGUUGCAUCAAAGGCAGCAAAGCAAACCAAUAUGUUUGUAUCUUCUACUGAGGAGUUAAACCCAAAGUCUUUGCCUGGACUCUCUAGUUCAGCAAAAUUCACCAAAGGUACCCUGUCAAGAAGGACCUCAUAUUCUGGACUCAAUGCUCCAAAAUCACAUUUAAAUGGAUUUUACGGAAAUAGGCCGGUGGUAGGUUUGCAGAGACCGAGAGCUAAUUCCAGUGCCACAAGGACAAGUUCAGGAGAAAGCCUGGCACAAUCUACAGACAACAGCAAGGCUUUCUCCUGUGAAAAAAUGGUAAGAUCACAAAGUUUUUCACAUUCCAUUCAGAAUUCUUUCCUUCCCACUGCAUCUUUAACCAGGUCACAUUCCUUUAAUAAAGCUGUGGAUCUUACAAGGCCUUAUCGUAGUCAAAAUCUAGCUGCCAGGACAUCUCAGAGGUCGACUUUGUUAUCAAGAAACGCACAUCAGUUGGAUGUACCCAAUGGAAAUGAACCUAUGAAGUAUGGAUUUACCAGGCCCUACUCUGGUACGUCGGCUCCUUGUUCAAAGAAGCCCCCACUGUCAAAUGGAUCUGGGUCAGCACCUUCGUUUGGAUACAGAUUAAGUCGGCCUUCUCUGCUGAAGCCUACCAGGCAGCGAUUUGCUGGAAAUAUCAUUGUGGAUAGCAGCAAAAGUACAACUCCUGAUACAUGCAUCAUGGAGAACUCUGACAUUUCAACAACUAUUAAUAGAGCAAUUGAGAAAAACAGUAUUAUAGAGAGUGAUACUCAAAGAACGGAAUCUGGUGACGGCCUGCAUGAAAGUAUGGGAAAACAUGGGUCAAAAGUCAUGUGUAUGAGUGAUGAUGGAGAUGAAAUAUCUAUAUCUUCAUUGUCAUCCUCUGAAAAAAAUGAUUUGAGUGAAGACUUCAGUGAUGAUUUCAUAGAUAUAGAAGACCCAAACAGAACUAUACAAAUACAGGAAAAGGACAGCUGUCUUCAAGAAUUAGAGCAUGGGAGUAUAACGUCAAUUGAGCCAUUCACUUCUCUCAAGGAAAGUGGAGGAUCUUGCUGUAAUGCUGAUGACUGGCUUGAUAUAAAUGUGUCUGCAGUGGAUGACAACACUGAAAGCACAAAGCAUACUGCCGAGAAUGUGAUUUCUCCAGAGAUGAAUUACAGAGCUGGGUCCUCUUUUGAGCUUUCUCCAUCUGACAGCUCUGAUGGCACAUAUAUGUGGGAUGAAGAAGGGUUGGAACCUAUUGGAAGUGUCCAUCCUUGUGGAAGUUAUGAAUCUUCAGAAAUGAACAGCAUAGAUAUCUUGAAUAAUCUUGAUUCAUGUGAUCUUGAAGAUGAUGAUCUCAUGCUUGAUGUGGACCUGCCUGAGGACCCACCUCAUGAUAAAGACGAAUGUGAAAAUAUGAGCCGUUAUGAUAGACAAGACAGAAAUGCUAGGCAACAUCAGGAAGGAUUCUGGAAAAGAGCACCACAACAGCGAUGGAAUACACAGGAUCACUAUCAUCUUGGCCAUACUGAUCACUAUAUCCAUGGUAAAAAUGAUUUGAACAGGGGAUCAAACUACCUAGAAUCUCCUAUUGGUCACUUUGAAAGCUAUGGAGCACCAAAUUUUUACCAGUCUCCGAGACAGCUGGUGGGCUUACCGGAGAAUACUGUGAUGCUUGAUGAAAUGACCCUUCGGCACAUGGUCCAAGACUGCACAGCUGUAAAAACUCAGUUAUUGAAACUGAAGAGAUUACUGCACCAGAAUGAUGAAAACGUGUCACUCCAGGACAUCCUGCUCUCAGUCCCAUCAAGUCCAGAACCACAAGAACCUGAGUCAACUUUUAAGAUGGACGAUCUGCUGAAUGAGAUCAGGCAGCUUAAAGAUCAACUGAAGAAAAAGGAUGAAACAAUCAAUCAAUUAGAGCAUAAACUUGCUACUAGAUGUAACUGCCAGAAAGACAGUCAAAAACCUACAGGGGCGACGUGUGCGUAUGCUGAUAAAUUUACGCAAACCUCCUGGAGGAGGAGUUCUGGUGGGUAUUCUGCUCCCUCCUUCUCUCCCUGGCAGGGCUCAUUCCAGGGCAUCCCUCGGACUGUUCCACCGCACCGCAGACAGACCUCAAGUACUACAGCCUUCCAGCAGCCUUCCCAGUUCCACAGACCUCGCCCAGGGAAAACUAAUAAAAAUACCACAUAUCGAGGCCCACAGUGAAUAUCCUAAACAUGGUCUGCAUGAAAAUAGCAAUCAUCAGAAUCAAAAUGCUGCAAAUGUCUCUCUCACAAAUAGCCUGAAUGAUGUAAACACUUUAAGGAGCAUACAGUUAAACAUAAAAGAUGAGAAUGCAUCAUAUUUGGAAAAUUUGAAAAAUAAAAAUACUGAAGACCCUGGAGAG
Messenger RNA from Balearica regulorum gibbericeps (East African grey crowned-crane), 2753 nucleotides. NCBI's taxonomy places the organism in Eukaryota, Metazoa, Chordata, Aves, Gruiformes, Gruidae. The record is from RefSeq and is a predicted model, not a curated record.